AUGGGAGUUCCAUCAUUCUUUAGAUGGUUAAGUCAAAAAUUUCCAAAAAUUAUUGAUGGUUGUCAAGGGUCAUUCCACGAACAAUAUAAUGACCUGAACGAACCUAACUUUAAUGGAGUUGAAUAUGAUAAUUUUUACAUUGAUAUGAAUGGAUUAAUUCAUCCUUGUUUCCAUCCACAAGACCGACAAUCACCUGAAACAAUAGAAGACAUGAUGGUAAUGUUAGGUAGAUAUUUAGAUUAUCUUAUUGACAUUGUCAGACCUAGAAAAUUAUUGUAUCUUGCUGUUGAUGGAGUUGCACCAAGAGCAAAAAUGAAUCAACAAAGAAGUCGUAGAUUCAAAUCAGCAAAAGAUGCAGAAAAUGCAGAACUUAAACAUGCAGAAGAGAAUCGAAAUAAAGUAAUGAAUGGAUUACCUGAAGUUCCCUAUAUAAAACCAUUAGAUUCGAAUUGUAUUACUCCUGGUACAGAAUUUAUGUCAGUAGUUUCUAAAACAUUGAAGAAAUAUAUAAAAGAAAGAAUGAGUCAAUCGAGUUAUUGGAAUAAACUUGUUGUUAUUUUAAGUGAUUCUGGUGUACCAGGCGAAGGAGAGCAUAAAAUUAUGGAUUUUAUUAGAAGACAAAAAGAGUCACCAGAUUAUAACCCAAAUACUCAUCAUUGUAUGUAUGGAUUAGAUGCUGAUCUUAUUAUGUUAUCUCUUGCAACCCAUGAACGGUUCUUCAGUAUUAUUAGAGAAAAAGUAUUUUUUGAACAAGAACAAUGUUAUAUUUGUAAUGACAUUCAUUCACCAGAUAAAUGCCCACAUAGAAAAGACAUUGGUGCUAUGGACACUAUUACAAAACCAUUCCAAUUUCUUCAUUGUCAUAUCCUUCGUGGAUAUCUUCAAAUUACACUAAAAGUAGAGGGAUUUGAAUUUGAAAGAUGUGUGGAUGAUUUUAUUUUCUUCUGUUUCUUAGUUGGAAAUGACUUUUUACCACAUAUUCCAUCGUUAGAUAUUAGAGAUGGAGCAGUUGAUCUUUUAAUGAAAGUUUAUCGAGAAUUUUUACCACACGGAGGAUAUAUCACUGAGAGUGGAAGUCUUAAUGUUACCAACGCCAAGAAUUUUUUACAGGAAGUUGGUAAGGAAGAACCAGCAAUCCUAGAAAAGAAAUGUCAGAAAGAAAAAAAUUAUGCAAAACGAAGAUUAGAUAAUCAGAUAAGGGACCUUGAAAUUAAGAAAGCAAAUGUUUACGAAAAUAGUACUUUAAAAAGUACUGAAAGUAUUAAUACUCUCACUCCAGAACAGCAAGAACAACUCAAAACCCAAGAGGCAGAAAUAAAAAAAAUAGAAGAUGAAGAAAGAAAACUUAGAGCGGAUUUUGAGCAAAAAGAAUUAACUGAUGAAGUUAAGUUAGGAGAACCAGGAUAUACUCAAAGAUAUUAUAGUGUAAAAUUUAAAAUAAAUCCAAAGCAAGAUACUCAGAAAAUUCGGGAUAUUGUUCAUAGUUAUUUUGAAGGAAUGAACUGGGUUCUUGGAUAUUACUACAAAGGGUGUCAGUCAUGGGACUGGUAUUAUCCAUACCUCUAUGCUCCUUUUGCAGAAGAUAUGGGAGAAUAUGUUGACUAUAAUUUUGAAAUCAAAUAUAAAGAAAGCACUCCAUUUAGACCAUUCGAACAAUUAAUGUCUGUAUUACCACCUAGAUCUAAAAGUUUGAUUUUUAUCCAGAUACAUUUGAACUAG
Molecule: messenger RNA, 1719 nt
Organism: Entamoeba nuttalli P19
Lineage: Eukaryota; Evosea; Mastigamoebida; Endamoebidae
Product: 5'-3' exonuclease domain containing protein
Exons: 2
Coding region: 1-1719 (572 amino acids)
Biological process (GO): nuclear-transcribed mRNA catabolic process
Cellular component (GO): nucleus
Molecular function (GO): RNA binding; 5'-3' RNA exonuclease activity
Source: RefSeq, a predicted model, not a curated record